AUGGAAAUCCAUUGUCAUCUCACUAAAGUUGGGUUGCUAUCUAAUCAGCAUAUAACACCUCCUCUGUUCAAGUUAUAUAUUGCCCAUGAUCACAUGUUGGAAGCACGUGAACUAUUUUGGUCAAUGCUGGAGUGGAGCACCGAUCCCUUCCAUGGCAAUCUGAUGCUUAUGGGAUUCUUGAAGAGCAGACAGCUAGAUAAGGCGUAUCAGAUUUUCAAGAGGAUGCCUGUCAAGGACUUGGUCUCUUGGAAUUCAAUGAUUGCCGGUGCAGUAAGGAGCUCGCACCUGAAAGAAGCAAUGAAUCUUUUUAGCAGGUUGGUCUGUUCAGGCCUUGUGCCUGAUUGCUUCUCAUUCUCCUCAGUUCUGUUAGCAUGUGCUCGAGCUGGUGCUCGCCGGUAUGGAGUGUGGGUGCAUCACCUGAUGACUGAACUGGGGGUGGAAAUGAAUCAUAUCUUAACUUCAGCACUUGUUGACAUGUAUGCCAAAUGUGGAAGAAUUGAAGUGGCAACUGAGAUAUUCAAUAAAGUCAAGAGAAACCAUAUUUUUGUCUGGAAUGCAAUGAUUAGUGGCUUGGCAUCGCAUGGUCUUGGAUCCGAUGUAAUGAUUUUGUUCGACAAGAUGAAAAGUGAAGAGCUGGUUCCUGACGGGGUUACAUUUGUUGCACUCUUGACAGCCUGCAGCCACUGUGGCAUGGUUGAAGAGGCUCGCCAAUACUUCAGAUCAAUGACUACAGAGUAUUCUAUCACGCCAGAGGUUGAGCACUACGGUGCAUUGGUGGAUACGUUGUCGCGAGCUGGGUUGCUGGAUGAGGCAUACAAGUUGGUAAUGUCGAUGAAUGUAAAGCCUGAUGUUGUGAUAUGGAGGGCAUUACUUAGUGCCUGUCGCAGAUAUUGCCAAACAAAAUUAGGUGAGGUCACUAUUGAGCAUAUGGCAUGCCAUGGCAGUGGGGAUUAUACCCUUCUUUCAAACAUCUAUUCAUCAGCAAAUAGAUGGAAUGAUUCAGAGGAAGUAUGGAAACAGAGGAAACAAAAGAAAAUUAGGAAGAGCAAAGGCUUGAGUUGGGUUGAGUUAGGGGGAAGCACCCAUGAAUUUAAAGCUGGUGAUAGAUCUCAUCCAGACACCGAGGAUAUAUACCUAGUGCUGCAUGGAUUAUGUAAAAGAGCUAAGGUUGAAGGUUAUGCUCCAUUGACUGAACUAGUAACAAAAGAUGUCUCGGAGGAGGAAAGAGAAGAAAACCUUACCUUCCAUAGUGAGAAGCUAGCAGUGGCUUAUAGUGUCCUGAAGACUGGUCCAGGGACAGAAAUAAUGGUUUCAAAGAAUUUGCAGAUUUGCAGUGACUGUCAUGAAUGGAUGAAGAUAAUCUCAAAGUCAGAGCUUGAGCAGCUUAAAUCACUUAAUUGCUACAAUGUUGAGGAAGAGUUUUCUGGGGUCAAGACCGAAUGGCCUGCAACUAUCCUUGUUUUUGAUAUUGAAACUACAGGCUUCUCACGUCGUGGUGACAGAAUUAUUGAGUUUGCUGUUCGUGAUCUUAUGGGGGGAAAGAAUAGCACUUUCCAGACACUCAUAAAUCCCGAGCAAGAGGUGAGAAAUUCAUAUGUUCAUGGUAUUAGCAACAGCAUGCUCUGCAGACCUGAUGUUCCAAGAUUUGGAGAGCUUAUUCCCAUUCUGCUACAAUAUGUGUGGAGUCGUCAAAUGGACGGCAAACCAGUUAUGUGGGUUGCUCAUAAUGGGCGUUCCUUUGACGUACCCUUUCUCAUCUUUGAGCUCCGACGGUGUAAAGUAGAGAUGCCUGGUGAUUGGCUCUUUGUAGAUACUCUUCCUAUCGCAAGACAAUUGGUCGAUUCUAAUGGGUCAAAACUCAGUUCUGUGUCAUUGAAGAACCUGAGAGAACGCUACAAAAUUUCACUCACAGGGAGCGCGCAUCGUGCCAUGCAGGAUGUGACAACCCUCUGUUAUGUGCUUCAGAAAUUGACCUUUGAGCUGAAACUAACUGUUCCUCUGCUGCUCGAGAAGUCUUUCCGAGCAUCAGAUCUUCCAGCGACUCGUCCUGAAAAGUAA
Miscanthus lutarioriparius is the source of this 2058-nucleotide messenger RNA. The record is from the annotation of a GenBank genome assembly. Lineage: Eukaryota; Viridiplantae; Streptophyta; Magnoliopsida; Poales; Poaceae.